AGAGAGUUGUUUACAAACAGCAAAGUGUCAGAACAAAAAGCGAAAGCGUUGCUUAAAACUAUCAAAUGUAGAGAAUCGGUAAUUUCCCAAACAGUAUAGCGGCUCAUAACAGUUUCUAGUGUAUGUAAAUUAAAUCCUGGAUUGAUAUUUUCAGUGUGUGUGUGGGGGCAGCACGAUAAAGCUGAGCAGGUGCAGUGUCUAAGUUACAAAGAGGUGUUGGCUGUGGGCAGUCAGCAGGACACAUGGCAGAGGAAGGCAACAAGCUGACACUGAGGCGCCUGGAGGCACCAAUCCACAAGUUCAUUAAAGUGGCUCUACCCACGGACCUGGAGAGGCUGCAGAAACACCACAAUAACAUACUGAAGUUCCAACAAAGUCAGCAAUGGGAGCGGCUUCAUCUGGAGCAUAUCAAUGCCAGCAGAACGGUUCAGCAACUGAGAGCGAACAUCAGAGAGAUGGAGAAGCUGUGCACACGGGUACGCGCCGAAGACGCCGCCGCUCUGGAAGCGCUCAUCAAGCCAGUCAAAGACAGGGCGUCAGCCGCCGCACAAGACUUCCUGCUUUUGCACUCUAACCCCGUGCCUCAACCUGCUCCGACAACACCACCUGCUGCUCAGCCGUCCAGCUGCGUUUCCAGUAGUCACCGCGCUGAUGACGAUAUGUGCGAGGAGCCAGUGUCUGGCAGGCAAAUUCUGCUCCAGCUUCCAGAAAUCCCUGCUGAUCAGAGUGCGGCUGAGUCCUGGGACAACUUGGAGGAGGGUCUGAAGGAACUGAGCGGUUUGGUGAUGGAGUUCUCUUUGCUCGUCCAUUCCCAGCAGGAGAAGAUUGACAGCAUAGAGGACAACGUCAACACAGCCGCUGCCAACGUGGAGGAGGGGACCAAGAGCCUAGGGAAGGCGGUGGGCUACAAGUUGGCGGUUUUGCCGGUUGCCGGGGCGCUGCUGGGUGGUGUAUUAGGAGGUCCACUAGGCCUGCUGGCUGGGUUCAAAGCCGCAGGGGUGGCUGCUGCUCUGGGAGGGGGCGCCUUGGGGUUUGCCGGCGGCAAUCUGGUCCAGAAACACCGCAAAGCCCGAGUGGAAAUGCAGAUGAAACAACUGACCGCACCACCAACAAAACCAAAAACAGAACCAGAGUCACACAAGGACAAAUGACCCAACAGUUUGGGAUAGUCCUCUGACCUCCGUUGCUGACUAAUCACUGAGGCUUUAGUGUUGACUGACCAAUCAGAAGCAAAAACCAAGCCCCCAAGUGAUGUCACACUGCCUUAAAAGACUCAACACGAGACGUCACCAAGCUUUGCUGUUACCAAGCACUGUUCUAAACAAUUCUGUAAAAAAAAGCUUUACCUGAGAGUCAGACGCGUUGAUGAUGGUGUAAAUGGAUUGUCUUAUUUUAUAUAUGACUGAAUUUUGUUUUUUUCGUCUGAACACAACUGAGCAGUCAUUUACACUACAUCUUUGCGUGUGUGGGUUGGGUCAGCAUGACUGCUCUGACACCAGAUAAAGUCACAGCGCAAACCUUUCGCCCAAAGCCAUAACCAACAAACAUUGGGCCUCAUUCACAAAAAAACUGAGCUUAAAUUAAGCGUACAAACAUUUAAUCCACAAAGCUGGGAUUCAUGAAUAUUUUCUUACCUGAAAUUGUUUGUACUCUGCGAAGAAAUUCAGAACUGUCUCAGACCAUGCGUACUCACAAGUGAUGAAGGCCCAGCUGUCAUAGAAAAUGAAAACACACAAAUUUUUAGCUAAAUGCAAAGCAUAUUAAAACAACAUUCAUUGAAAGAAGGCUUUAAUAGACAACAAUAUUUAAAAACAUUGGUUUACUUAUGUAUUUGGCAAAUGUAUUCAGUAACCAGGAAAGUGACACCCUUUUAUCCUUAUCAAUUAUUGUCAUAAAAUAUUCAUAUGAAUGUCGGGGAAAAAAACACAAAAAGAUGUGAAAUACAAGAGUCGGCACUGUAUUUCAAAGUGUCUCUAAGUGCCCUAGGAAUGAGUCCUAAAACUCAUUUCAGCACGCCCGGUUCCCUCAUGACCAAGUCAGAGGGUUUUUUGAAUGUGAUUUUGGUUAGAAGCCUGAAAUAAAGUCUAAGUUUAACACAAGCUGAAAAGACUUUAAUGUUUCGAAACCCCUUGCGAGGGACUGCGUUGCAGAAAGUUAGUGGCUGUAUUUUGAGCUGCAAAACCAAUUUAGCACUGUUGAUACGGUUCCCACAAAUUUUCUUAACUUUUUCAAAACUUUUCAAGGAACAAUAGUAACAUUUUUCUCUUGCCCCACUUGGCCAGCAUUUUUCCGACAUAACAGAUUCUAUUCUCUAUUCACACAUCAUUUCAGCUAGCUGGCUGGCAUGCAUGAAAGGAGAGGUGGACUGUUGGAGGAAAAUAAACACAAAAUAAAUUUGCCAUCGUUUAUCAUAUCCAUGGAAGAUAACUUUACAAACUACAUUAAACACAAAAAAAUUCAUGACUUUUACCUAAUUCUUAAUGAUUUCUACUAAUUCAGUGACUAAAAAUUAUGUAAUGUAGCAAGAAAAUGUAUGUAACAGUUAAAAAAAAAAAAAAGAAAAAAGAAAAAGAAAAGUUGUCGCACAUUGACUCAUAUUGGAGCUACAUUACCUUGACAGCUCAGAAAAUAAAUUUGCCAUUCUGUUACAUUACAUUGAAGGUGAAAUGUGUGAAAUUCCAUGACUUUUCCAGGUUUUCCAUGGCCGUGGGAACCCUGUGUUAACAGUGCUAAAGAGCUAAUGGCUAACUGUAGUGGUGCUAACAUUAGCAUCACGAACGUUAGCCGUGCUGACACUGCUAACAGCACCAACAAAGUAAACGGUGAUUAACAACGUUUAAGGGUGUUUGCGGAUUAUAAUUUAGAGCUUUCUUCGCGGGCCAGCCGGAGGGGGGCAUUGGAGAUUGGGUGCAAUGUUUCCAACUUAGUCAGGAUUGUGUUAACAACCGGUAACCGCCGAAUGAGCGGCGCUGCUAGCUAACAUUAGCUUCCACCCCACCACAUUCGUUACCACCAAAAAUACAGCGUCCAACAUAUUACCGGUUAACCGUUAACAUCACGAAUUAAAAACAUUACCUCAGUUCUGGCUAACAAUUGAGUAACGUGUAAAAGGAUACCCAAAUCGAAACGUAUGAGUUUUAUUUUCCAUUGUUUUUAUUGACUUGGACGGCUAAUGUUACUCCUACAAAUUUAUAAUACCAUGAAAUUGCACUUAAAUAAAGGGUAUAAAAGAUUAUGAUUUACCUCCAAACAGGUGUUAAGACAUGUAACCUUGCUGGCAGAUAUCAGUUGUUUUCGGCUGCCGAGUGAUGUGUCAACACGACCAUAGAAACAACUUUUUCUAUGGUCUACAACUAUUUCCAUGAUACACCUGUUGGCAGGCACAGGUAUUUCCGUGGUAGAUAGAACGCAUGCGCCUGUCAGUUUAGUACGAGUCUGACUGUACGCACGUGAACCCGACGUAAGUAUGCGUGCAUUCAUGUUUUGGUUUUUUUUGUGCGGAAAGAAAGAACAUUUCUUAGCACAUAUGGUAUUAGUUAAUGAGGCCCAUUGGUCAUUAACCCUUUGAAACCUGAGCAAAUUAGCUUGUUUUAAUUUAUGGGAAAAGGCAAUAAGGCACUUAACAAGAA
Plectropomus leopardus (leopard coralgrouper) is the source of this 3629-nucleotide messenger RNA. RefSeq names its product syntaxin 17 (gene stx17). NCBI's taxonomy places the organism in Eukaryota, Metazoa, Chordata, Actinopteri, Perciformes, Serranidae. The record is from RefSeq and is a predicted model, not a curated record. Gene Ontology annotation, biological process: vesicle fusion; exocytosis; intracellular protein transport. Gene Ontology annotation, molecular function: SNAP receptor activity; SNARE binding. Gene Ontology annotation, cellular component: plasma membrane; SNARE complex; endomembrane system.